AUGGUUUCUUUCACUCACGUUUACACCUUUGGGCUUUUGUUUGCCACUGCCACCAUUGUCUCAGGAAACCCUGAAAAAUUUAUGGUGUCGUUUGGGAACUUCAAAGAUCUUAAACCUGAAACAAUCGCACUCGCAAAGCGGUGGGAAAAUGCUUUUAACGAAGAAAGAGCUAGCGUGCCAUGGAAAGCAACUGGAUAUACUAUCUGGGAUAAGGAGGAAGAGGGCAAGUGGUGGGGAUGGAUUUCCAGCAUUCCCAACCACAAACAUAAUUACUCCGCCGCAGCCGCGCGGUUAAACCUUUUGGGGUUUGAAGAAUCAACGACCUAUUGGGGCGCUAAACGGUGGGUGCCUAAAGAGGAUGUUUCCCCUCCCGUAUAA
Molecule: messenger RNA, 378 nt
Organism: Pyricularia oryzae 70-15
Lineage: Eukaryota; Fungi; Ascomycota; Sordariomycetes; Magnaporthales; Pyriculariaceae
Exons: 1
Coding region: 1-378 (125 amino acids)
Source: RefSeq, a predicted model, not a curated record